Molecule: messenger RNA, 417 nt
Organism: Protopolystoma xenopodis
Lineage: Eukaryota; Metazoa; Platyhelminthes; Monogenea; Polystomatidea; Polystomatidae
Source: the annotation of a GenBank genome assembly
AUGUCUGCUGUCCAGUAUGCUGCUCCUUGUGCUCCACAAAAGCUAUUCCCAAAGUCCUCGUUUUCUGAGGACUUUAGAGCCAUUUUGGGUGGUCGGCUAAAUCAAUUGAUCUUGAUUACACUCGCCUGGUUCAAUUCAUACGAGCCGAUCACCACUCCGACUCAGGAUAUAACGAAUCUGGCUCCGCACAUUGAAGAGGCUAACAUCCUUCAAACCCCAAGCUAUCAGAGGCAGAACGCUGAAAAGCCAGUUUCAUCUUCAUCGCGCGUUGGAGCUAGUGGUAUUUCCGAGGAGAAUGGAAUUUGGGCAUCGUCUUCACCUCAGAAACUUCACGAGAUUCUUUCCUCCUACUGCCUUUUAUUACCUCAGAUGGUGAGUUCUUUAAUUAACUUAUUCUUAGAUAAUGAUUAUGAUUAA